Molecule: messenger RNA, 18503 nt
Organism: Synchiropus splendidus (mandarinfish)
Lineage: Eukaryota; Metazoa; Chordata; Actinopteri; Syngnathiformes; Callionymidae
Product: teneurin-3-like
Exons: 46
Coding region: 9682-16341 (2219 amino acids)
Biological process (GO): neuron development; signal transduction; heterophilic cell-cell adhesion
Cellular component (GO): membrane; neuron projection
Molecular function (GO): protein heterodimerization activity; cell adhesion molecule binding; protein homodimerization activity
Source: RefSeq, a predicted model, not a curated record
CAACCAUUAACUCUUUCCUGGUGUCUACACACAAUGGUAAAAUUUAUCUUGUCAAGAACAACACCAUAGACACAGGUGAAGUGGACAUAGGGAGACGAACUGUUCAAGACGUUCCGCCGGGUUUGUGGCUAUGCACACUCACAUACAAACACACAAUGGAGUCAACAUAUAUUUUUUUGCAUACAUUACAUCAAAAUAAUUAAAAAUUACAUGAGUAAUCGCCCACAAAACUGUGGCAUUUCAUAGUAUUAAAAUUGCACUUUCAGGUCAAAGUGAAUUAUAUUCAUAACCACACUUUCAUUGAAACCUGGUAAAACCAGAUGUUGUAGGCUAAAGUAACUCUUGUCGGAGAGUGUAUCUGAGGAGUGUAUUAAAAAUCCAGGAAAAUCAGAGUUUCAAGAUGCUGCAGUACAAUACUUCGAUUUGAGUUUUGAAACCUGCUCUGAACCCAAAACUCUUCAGAACUUUCCAGAGAAGAUAUACUGACAACUUGAACAUACUUUUCAACCAUUUGUUGUUAUCCUUCUCUGCACUGAGCUUCAUAAGGCGUUUGAUCCUGUUCAUGUGGGUCCAGUUUCAACUGUAGUGGCUGGAAUGUGCUACACAAUUCAGAACAAAUGGCCAUGUCAGUGGAAAUUCUGAGUGUGAUACCAAACUGAGUAACUGAAAUGACCUCCAGAUUGGAAAGGCACUACUACUGGACCUCACCACUGUGGUUCUGUUCCAGGCGUAUAUUACUGAUGUUUUAAGAGACAUGCUGUUACCUGGGGAACUGGACUUUUGCAUCCUACACUGAUGACAAAGGCAGCCAGAACAGGGGCAAGAGGUUCAGACGCUCUCUACACUGAAAAGCAGAUGCAUGCAUUUUUAUCGACUCCAUACAAACAUGAUAAAUGCCAGGCAGUAAGGGGUCUGAUCACUGUCUGGGCGGACAACAUUGUUCAAAAACAACUUUGCAGACUGUCAGAACUCGGAAACGGGAGUGCAGCGGUCCGGGACUCGUGAUGUGUAUGGAAGUUUGAUAAAUGUAACCAAUAGCAAAGCCCGUUAGAGGGCAAGGCUUCAGCCCCACCAGAGGUUCAAUCAACCCCGAACUUCAUAAGCCCUGACAAUAGCAUUACAGAUCCAAUGUGACAGUCGCUGAGCUGCCACAGUGCCAUCCCAGCAGAACGACCACCAUAGCAUACAAACAGUCUGUUCGAACGACGAAGAGACUGAGUAUGGAGCACAUAGCAAGCCAGAGCUGUCACCGAACAUAGCAGAUGCAACCGGGCAGACUUCUCAUCUUGAUGAUGAGGACGAAAAAAGGCCCGAAAAGACACCACUCUUGACCUAAAAGAAGGCAUUAUAACCUUAGGUCUGAACGCAGGAUUAGGGCACAGAGUAACAGAAUCUCUGUCUGCCCCAAAAGCCAUGCAGGGUGAAUUCACUGACAAAGCAGCCAAGUCACUCACCCUCUUAGUUGAGACAAGAGCCAAAAUAAGGGCUGUCUUCAGGCUCAAAAGCUCCAAUGAGGCCAACACCAGUGGUUCGAAAGGUGAACCACACAAGCCAUCCAACACUCCCUGAAGACUCCAGUGUGGGAAGAUACUCCUGACUGGAGGUUUAAUCCUCCUCGCUCCCAAUAGAAAGUGUUUCACCACUGGAUGGCUCCUGACCGAGAAACAUCCAUAUCCCUGGUGGCCCACAGUGAUAGCAGCAGUGAACACAUGAAGCGUCGCUGCUGCCGGUCCCUUAUCAAAGAGGUCUUGCAAGAAGACCAGAACCCCUGAAAGCAGACAUGAUGAUGCCACCAAGUGUCUCUCCUCACACCAUUUUCAAAACAGAUUCCACAGUGAGGUAUAUGCUUUAGUGGUGGACAGUGCCCUAGCACUCUGUAUUGUGUCCACCACCGAUUGAGAUAAUCCGAGGGAGCCCAAUCUCACCCUUUCAAUUUCCAAACCUUUAGAGAACGACCUAAUAUGGGACGAGAGCGGAUGGUUUGCCUCAGCUUGAGACAAUACCCCUGUAAGGUCUAGAACAGGCCAAGGGGUCCCCACUGUCAGACUCACCAGAUGCGAGAACCAUCUGGUGCCCGGACUCUCCGGCGCCACCACCAGUACCGAGAGACCCUGUGUCCUCACACGGUGUAACAGUGGCAACAUCAGUCAUAGAGGAGGAAAAACGUAGAGAAGGCCACGUCCGAUGCGUCAAUGCGUCUACCGCCAACGUUGGGCUGUCUGACGAUCUCAGAGAGAACCAGAGGGGACAUUUAGCAUUUGCUCAAGUAGCAAAGACAUAUGGAACUGGGACACCGAAACGAUCCCAGAUCAUCUCUACCACCUCCUGCAUGAGCUCCAACUCGUCCAUGAGAGCUCCCCCCCUCAACAUUCUGUCCGCUCCCACGUUCAGGAGGCCCAGGACAUGACGAGCCCUUAGUGACAUUAGUCGGUCGUCUGCCCACGUCAGGAUGCUGGCAGCCACCCGAUGAAGAGCCAGAGACCUCACGCCGCCCUGGCGCUUCAGAUACGCAACUGCCGUGGAGUUGUCUGACCCGACUGAGACAUGUUGCCCUGCCACCAGAUGUGAGAAAUGAUGAAAGACCUUCUCCACCGCAUGUAUUCUGUCGCGGGGGACCCGUCCAAGUCCCUCCGACACUGGCCUGACGCAAGGUUUCUCCCCAACCUGUUAGAGACGCGUCCGUGAACACAUGAACGUUACGUGGAAUGCAACCCAGCUUCACACCUCUCUCCAUCAGACCCAGGGAGUCCCAACAGGCCAAAUCCUGUCGAACUUGUGCCGGCAGUAUUAAGCGUCUGUGCUUGUCCCUGACAAUGAUGCAAUCACAAACGACAAAAAUAGCUCUGAAGACGUCUCAUGUGGAGCAGCCCCAACUUCACUACCGGAUGCGCCGCAGCCAUCAGACCCAGCAGUGACAUCGCUUUGUGCGUCCUUACUGAGGGGCUGUCCCAUACCUUGCUGAGAUGCUCCAUCAAUGACGCCAUCCUCUCGUUCGAUAGCAGAGCCGACCUUCCCCGCGAAUCCAAUAGAAUCCAGAGAAUAUCCGAACGGAAGUCGAUUGAACUGAAAACAUUUUCCCCACCACCCAAAACGGAGGUACUGCCUGUGACGGGGAAGGAUGGGAACAUGAAAAUAAGUGUCUGUCGGAUCGAUCAACGUCAUCCAAUCGCCGUGUCUGACGCACUGUAUCAACUCGGGUCGUCAGCAUUGUGAAUGACCACCGUGCGAUGUAGUAAUUUAGGUCCCUGAGAUCAAAAAUGGGUCUCAACCCCCCUGAUCAUAACGCAGGUAGCAUCCAACCUUUCUGCCUUUAUUGAGGGAGAAACCGCUGCACAAACUGCAUUGUUGCCGGGUCUCGCUGGUAAAAGCGCCGCCAUCUUUGGUGUUGCAUCUUGGGAGGUGAGGCAUCACUGGACUCUGCAAAUGGCCGCCCGAACGUCCCGGAUGUUCCGCACCCGCUCUGUGAGACGGGAGAUGCAUGAAAUGGUGACUACACUUACCACUGACGAAGCCAAUAUGGUGGGUCUCCGGCAUAGCACCAGUUUGCCUAGCUUUCUUCAUCACUCAUACACAAGCCCCCUCCUCUCGUGAGUCUCUUACCCAGCAAGAUGCUGCAGCUCUCCGGGUCUUGCAAGCGUGUAGACGUAAUUACCCACAUUACUAACCAGCCCUGGUGAAACCCUGAGCUAGUAGUACGAACCACGGACGGACAUCAGAGCAGUAUAAGCGACACCAACAUAGUUUCUCUAUUUUUUAUUCACAUUAUGCUCGGGGGUGUCGGGAAGCCUCUGCCCCUCGAUCCGGAGCCUCCCGGUCUCUGGUGUGACGUUCCUGGACCUCUCGUAGGGACCUGGUCUGGUCAGCCCAGAGCCCCUUGGAAAGGGUCCUGCUCUUGACGACUCCCCACCACCGCCGCUGCUGCUGCUGCAAACUUUGCGCGGUCUCUUGCGCUCCGCCAACCUCCUAGGGAAGGUUGGAGGAGAUGGCUUCUGCAGGAAUUCGUCCAGUACACCUUUGGGCUUUUUAACACCGUCCAUAAGCUUCACCAGCUCCUCCACUGCGCCAAAAAGUGACUUUUGCGUUAUGGGUGCCCCGAUAACAAGCCGGCGCUCACUCUCUUUCAGCCCCAUCCCAACUAGCCAUAGGUUGCACAUGGUCAUCUGCGCCCCCGCGCACACACGCCUCCCCAUCCUUCAACAAUGCCUGGAACAUCCUAAGAAGUCCAGCCGCCGAGAUCUGGACUUCCUGGAUGUCAUCCUCCGAAAAGGAAAUUUUGCCAAAAACAAGGCGAUCAAGGGAUCCGACCUGAGUGUCACACGCGAAGCUCCUGUCCGCCAUCACAGACGUUAGCCGGUCAUGUUCUGCCGGGAGAGUGUGCUUCGACGAUAGGCCGGGGAAUGUGAUGGACCAAGGGAGGAGACCCACUCCGCGCCCAGGGAGGGGACGCCCUUCCUCCAGUCCACCCUCUCCACGUUGCAGUAGGCGGCGUAAGCUGAGGCGGGUGACUAGAAGGUUAGCGGACUUGUCCACCUCAGAGUGCCUCCAGAGCGUCGCCAUUUUUGGGCACGUUGUGGUCAUGCGCUGGGUCCGGAAGUCCUCCUCGUCUUCCUCCACCGGAGAGGACAGCAUCUUCUCUCCCAGACGCUCGACUGCUGUUCUGAACAGCCCGGGCAUGUCGUCCAGAGGGAACAUAUUGACUGCCGGUCUGACGGUGGGCUCUGGGUCCAGCUCAUCGAAUUCUUCCUCUGGCGCGUCCACAUAGAGGUUGUGCGGGUCCUCCUCAACAAACACCCUAUGGACGUCCUCCUCAUUAUAGUCCUCCCAGGGCUUCAUAGGGGCGGACUUGGUUUGCCCGUCCUUGGCAUGGCUGGUGGAGGGGAGGCAGACUGAGCCGACUGCCCUGACAGCAAGGAGGCCGCCUGCUUGUCUGGCUCUUCGCCGGGAAGCGUCGUGAGUGUAAUAUGUGGCCAACUCACCCUUGCAAACUGUUCAUGCUGAAGUUUCCAUCCUUUAAAUUGCAAAAUCCUAUAUAUCCAAUAGCACCCGAUGGUGAUACUAACUCAGGCUGAGUGAAAAAAGAGGACGAGCAGCAGCUAACAGGGGGUUUACGGGAGAGAUGGAGCCUACCUGGGCAGAGAGUUAAUCAUUCGAUUCUGAGGGGCGAGGUGGGGCCUCGGAGUGGAAGUAACCAAUAGUGAACCCCUUAGAGGGCGGCGCAGUGUGACAUAGAACUCACGUUUUCGCCUUUAUUAGGCUGAUAAGCAGAUUUGCUUAAAUGAUUCAUGCUGCCUACAGUAAGGAGGACUACGAGGAGGAAAGACGCUGAUUUUUCCCAAGUUAUUGAAGAUCACCAGUCUACUCAUUGAUCAUUUUUGACGUCUGGAUUGGUACCUGAGAGUGACAUAGAUCAAUCAAGGUGCUCUGUAUUACACAGUUUAUUUCUACUAUUUUCUUGUAAAAUAAACAUGACAACACUCUUUCAUGCUUAGUUUUGGCUGUGAAACACCACAUUCCGUUUCAGCCGUGGCAGAGGUCCGUCAUGAGUUCAUAUCUGAGGUGAGGAUGGCGCAGAGGUGCGAGGCUGCACAGCAUGGAGAGAAUUGAACUCAGGCCACCCCAGACAGAAACCGCAGAGUGAAAAGCCUCUCAGUCACUGUGACGACCGCCAUCAAUUUGUUACUGUGUGUUUUGGAGGUCCCAGCUGCAUGUUGACCAACCCCAGUUCUUGAAAUUCAACAUCUCUCUUCAGAAAGAUGCUCUUGUUGGAGUGUAUGGACGUAAGAGUGUUGCCCCCUCACACACUCAGGUAAACUACAUAAACACUUGCAACAAACUCACGACACAGAAGGCAUAGCAUAAGGCGACAAACAUUGUUGGUUAAACUACCCCGAUACUACAUUCUGGCAUUGCUAGAAGUUAGUGAUGUUCGAUUCCACUGAUUUCCUUUCCGAUCCGAUACUGAGUAAUAUUCGGGCUGGUAUCUGCGAUACCGAUACCUAUAUGUAUGUGACUACACCUAAUCAUAGCUUCCUUGAAUACAGGGAUGAGUAACUUGAUUAUUCAUUUAUUUACUCUGAAACAAUAAGACAUUCAUUUUUUUAAUUAUUAACAAUCACUAUCAGUGUAAUUCAACAUGAACAUGUUAACAUGAAAACACUGAAUAUGUAGACACAGCAUCCAACAUUGUCAGCCCUCGCUCAUAGGUUUUUGUUCAGGAACAAUAGCAUAUUUACUGUCUCCCUCUUUAGUCUUCAAUAGCAAUUCAAAAUUCACAGAAUUCUGACCAGUCAAGGUUGUCUUUUUCACUCACGAUGGUCAGAGGCGCUACUGCAGACCAGAGUCUCAGACAGACGUCGUGGAACUGACAGUGAGCACUCACCCUCCUUGAUCUUUUAUUGAAGAAAAAAAUCUGAGAUUAGAAGCAAGAGAUUACGAAUCAUAUUACAAUGGAAAAUUACCAGGAGGGUUUCAAUAUCUCUCGCCCGGGUGUUCACAAUCUGUGUUUCUACACUUGAAUCGCCUCAUCCACAACGUGCGGUUAGUCGGCCCAGUUUCCAGUUGUUCUCUUCAGCGGUGCACAGUGACAUUGUGACAUUUAAUCAUAGAUAACAUAACGUUUGGUUAAUUUCUUUUACAUUUCCCUCCUGUUUAUCAAUGAUUAAAACAAUAAUAACAUAAUGCAAAACCUUCUCAUUACUUGAGUGGGAAGAAAACUACCCAAAACCCUUUUAACAGGGGAAAAUUAAUUGGAAAUAAUACAAUAUUUGGCAGCUAAACUUAUGUUUUAUUCAUCUUUUCUACAUUUUUCACCAAGACUGUUUUAUUGUCUGGUCUGGUCUAGUUGAAGCACCUUUCUGUAACUCUUUAUAAUCUCUAUGAAAAAAUAUAAUACCUGACAAUUCGUCAAACUUGACAGGUGUUAAGGUUAUAGUUGUCUCUUUAAUAUAAAAUUAAUAUACAUUUAAUAUCAAAUUGAUAUAAAGUUCUUAAAAUAAUGUGAAUAUAAAAAUGAUAUCGAGUGAUAGUGAAAAUGAUGUGGAUAUGAAGAAAAAAAAAGAGAUGAAAUAGAAAUAAAAAGUGUAUGAGGUGUGUAGAUGGGUGGGUGCAUCGAUGAACCCAGUCACCACCGCCAAGGUGGGCGUGUGUGUGUGUGUGUGGGAACCAUGACCGCGAGUCAACAGCCGCAAAACAGAUGGAAGAUGAUGGCUUCGGAAAACAAAACUCCGAUUAUCAAUGAGACAUCUUUGACGGUCAGAGAGGAGCCGGUAGGAGCCCCGAAAAAAUCUAUGCUGUAUCUUCGAAGAACCCAGUCGCCACCGCCGACUGACGUUCUUCAGGAGGAAUGGUCUUGGGAGUCCUGCGGUCAUAAAGGCAAAUGGGGCUACGUAUUCAAGUAUGAGGCGCGUGAAUUGCGUCUGCACCAACUGAAGGUGGAAGAGCUUCUGACGCCGCUGACCUAUCAAGGUGUGUUAUCAUCCAGUGACUGGAGUAUUCUACGGCUGGCGAUCCCCAAGUUUCGAGCAGAAGAGAAAGAGCCCGGUGAAUUUGCUAUUGUCUGGAUAUGUAAGAACUCUGGAUCAGGCCGUUGGUUCUACAAAGCUACUCGUAGACUAACGAACCCGUCAUUGAUCAAGGAAGAAUAUUUUACCUUGGAAUACUUCAACACUAAAUGCGGAAUGUUCUGUACUCUGCUGAGCAUCCUGAUGUCGGUGUGGAUCGACAAGAUGGAGGAAAUAGCGGGGAGAGUGGAGACGUUCAACAGUAGCUGGAAGUGGAAUGAUACUCUGAUGGUGAAAAAAGCACUUUUCUUUUUGUAUCCACCUCCUCUCCCUCUCUCUCUCUCUUACUUUCUCUCUCUUCAUAACUCCUCCCUUUUAUUUCAGACUACGGCCUUUCACCUCCUUUGUAACACGUGCACUAAGCGCUCUAUGUGUGCCCCGUGUACGGCGCACGACUAUAAAAAACCAUCACCCAAGAUGGAUUUUCCAUUCCACACAUACACAGGGUGUGAACUCGGACCAAGCAUGAGAGGGAAAAGACAACUAGUUUCCACCUAUCUGGGCCCCGCUUCAACCAUGAGCGCUGAGGCCCAUGUUUCAUCGCCAUUCCACCCCGUGUUGGGGAUAGCUUAUUCCCAAUCCAGCAACAAGGGACCCGCGUCCGAAUCCGAUUCAGAUGAUCUGACUGUGAACUACUAUCAGUGGGCGACCCCCGAUCCGAUGGUUGAGGAUCCUUCUCCUCUCCUCACCCAGACUAUUCCAUCUCCAGCCAUGGGGAAAGAGGAGGAGGAGGUGGACGGUUGGAUAUCGGACGUCCUCCUGAAAGCAACAAAAAACAUCACAUUCCGUCUCUUGAGCCAUGCUCUGACCAAGUUUGCUGAGAUGAACUGCAUCAUGACGCCUUCACUGGAAAAAGAGAUCUCUCUCCGUUCAAUUUGCACCAUCAGAAUGUAGAAUAACUGGCUCUCUGUCAAGAUGGGAGACAGAUCCCCGCCAAAGCCUUCCAGCCUAAAUUCUGAAAGCGAUGCUGGGGAAUGAGUUUUGCGGGGUGUCGGCCUCGAAUCAAUUCCCUUUGACAUUCAAAACCCCUGCCUAUUUUGUCGUCAGUACUCACCCCUCCCAUAAACCGGGCGAUCAUUGGUUAGCUUUAAUCCUGGAAAAAGAUGGGAAGGCCACUUUCUUGCAUUCUUUUGGUCUUCCACCCCACUUCUCGCAUUAUCCCGUAUCAAUUCUAAGGUUUCUGGACAAACACUCUCAAGAGAUCAAGUGUCAUGAUGCUCAGCUGCAACAUAUCCCGUCAGACUUCUGCGGUCAUCACUGCAUCUACUAUCUCUACCAACGCGGCUGCGGAUUAUCUUUUGAGCAAGCACUCGGACGGUAUAAAGAUGAAAAAUAUCAACAUCUCAAGGGAAAAAGAGGCGUCUGCCCAUCCAAACAAUACAACAGUACCCUGUCGGUUUGUAAAGAGCAUUACAAGAAAAUCUGAAAUUAUUAAUUCAUGGAAAAACCUGUAACCUCUAAUCGUGUGUAAUCGUGUUGGGAAAAAAAAACUGUACUCUUAAAAUACAAUGAAUAAAUCAACUUUAUUGCUUAAAGACAAAAAAUAGUAUGCGUCUUUUUUCUUUGAGGGUACAGUAAUCCAACACGGGGUUAAGGCGAUCUGCUUUCUUUUCCUUAUCGUGGGUGUCGUAGUCUCUUUCUUUUUCCCUCUGUCGUUUUCUCUGUAUCGCUGGCGUGAGGUGUAGUAAUCCGCUUACGUCGGUCGGCCAUUCAACGGCAUUGAUCACGAUCAAGUCUUGACUGUGUAGCCAAGAGGCUACUACAAAAGUACUGGGUUGCAAGUUAAAUUACACAAUUACUCAUUGAGAACUCAUUUGCUGACAUGUCCAUCCCCUUCAGUUCAAAAAUCAAAUGAAAUAUCUGCUCUCCUGGACUCUACCAUAUAAUGGUUUUCUAUACCAAUUGUAACUUAUUUAUGUUUUCAUUCUAGUAUGACUUUGUGGAACUGCUGGAUGGCAGUCGUUUCACUUCAAAAGAGAAAAUUGUUGGUGGCAUUGGCGGCCAUGAUAAGGAAUAUUUAGGAGUGCGAUAUGCUCGAUCAGUGACCUUUCAUGAAGCCGGAUUCAUACAGUUCCUUGACGUUGGCAUCUGGCAUUUGGCAUUUUACAAUGACGGCUGCAACAUGGAGCAAAUGUCUUACAACACACUCGUCAUAGAGUCGUUGCUGGAGUGUCCGAAGAACUGUCAUGGAAAUGGGGACUGUGUCUCUGGAGUGUGUCAGUGUUUUCCUGGAUCUCUGGGCCCAGACUGCACCCGAGCUGCCUGUCCAGUACUGUGCAGUGGUAAUGGACAAUACUCCCGUGGGAGAUGCCAGUGCUUUAGUGGCUGGAAAGGCACUGAAUGUGACGUAUCAUCGAACCAGUGCAUCGACAUCCACUGUGGAGGACAUGGCAUCUGCAUCAUGGGUGCCUGCAUUUGCAACACUGGAUAUCAAGGAGACAACUGUGAGGAAGUGGACUGCAUUGACCCCGGUUGUUCAGCUCACGGAAUUUGUAUUCACGGACAAUGUCACUGUCAACCUGGAUGGGGAGGGAGCAGCUGUGAGAUUGCCAAGGCCAUGUGUCCAGACCAGUGUUCAGGUCAUGGUACCCACGACCCAGAAACCAUUACCUGUAAAUGCGACCGGAACUGGACUGGGCCGGACUGUUCUUUAGAAGUGUGUGAAGUUGACUGCGGUAGCCAUGGCUUAUGCCAUGGAGGCAUUUGCCAUUGUGAGGAGGGCUGGAUGGGAAGGGAGUGUGACCAGAAGGCCUGCCAACCUCUCUGCAGCAAAAACGGAGCGUGUAAGGAAGGAAAGUGUGAAUGUAACCAGGGAUGGACAGGAGAGCACUGCAACAUUGCACACAAUCUGGAUGUUAAAGUGAAAGAGGGCUGCCCUGGUCUCUGCAACAAUAAUGGCCAAUGUGCCCUGGAGUCAAAUGGAUGGCGCUGCAUCUGUCAAGCAGGCUGGAGGGGAGUUGGGUGUCAUGUACAGAUGGAAACACUCUGUACAGAUGGCAAGGACAAUGAAGGAGAUGGAUUAGAGGACUGUAUGGAUCCAGACUGUUGUCUGCAGCCCGUUUGUCAGAAUGAAUUAUCCUGUCGAGGGUCACCUGAACCUGUGGAGAUACUCAAGAAGUCCCCAUCCACCUUGGCCGUGCAGCAAGUUGCCAGGUCUUUCUACCAACGCGUCCACUUCUUAGUUGGGCCAGAAUCCACACAUGUCAUCUUUGGCGAAAACCCAUUUAAAAAAAGCUUGGUGUCAGUGAUUCGAGGUCAGGUGUUGACGGCAGACGGCACCCCAUUGAUUGGAGUCAAUGUGUCGUUUGUCCACUACCCUGAACAUGGAUUCACAGUGACGCGCAAAGAUGGAAUGUUUGAUUUGCUGGCCAAUGGUGGAGCAUCACUGACACUGAGUUUUGAACGUGCUCCAUUCCUCACCCAGUAUAGAACUGUGUGGGUACCAUGGAACAAGUUCUACGUGAUGGACACACUGGCGAUGAAAAAAGAGGAGAAUGACAUUCCCAGCUGUGACCUGAGUGGAUUCAUCGGACCCGCCUCUCUAAUCGUAGUUUCCCCGUUAUCCACAUUUUAUAGAAGCUCUCCUGAGGGUGGACCCAUUAUUCCUGAAACACAGGUAUUGCAAGAGCAGACUCUGAUUCCUGGCAGUGAACUGAAACUGGUCUACCUCAGCUCUCGAGCUCCAGGAUACAGACCUGUCCUCAAAGUGACAAUGACCCGGUUGUCCAUUCCAUUUAACCUGAUGAAGGUUCAUCUAAUGAUAGCUGUGGUGGGUCGGCUAUUCCAAAAGUGGUUCCCUGCACAACCACACUUGUCUUACUCGUUCAUCUGGGACAAGACGGAUGCGUAUGGUCAACCUGUGUUUGGGCUUACUGAAGCUGUGGUAUCUGUAGGGUUUGAGUAUGAAUCAUGUCUAGAUUUGAUUCUCUGGGAAAAAAGAACUGCCCUAUUACAAGGAUAUGAGCUUGAUGCGUCCAACAUCGGAGGAUGGACACUGGAUAAACAUCACAUCCUGGAUGUUCAAGAAGGAAUCCUGUACAAAGGAAAUGGUGAAAAUGUUUUUAUUUCCCAGCAGCCCCCAGUCAUCAGCAGCAUUAUGGGAAAUGGACGACGACGCAGCAUUUCUUGUCCAAGCUGUAAUGGACAGGCAGAGGGUAACAAGCUGCUGGCACCGUUAGCUUUGGCCUGUGGAGCAGAUGGAAGCAUCUAUGUGGGAGACUUCAACUACAUCAGGAGGAUCUUUCCUUCUGGUAAUGUGACAAGUGUCAUGGAGCUGAGAAACAAAGAUUUCAGACAUAGCAACAAUCCAGCUCAUCGUUAUUACUUGGCUAUAGACCCAAUUUCUGGCCAGCUCUAUGCAUCCGACACCAACUCCAGGAAAAUCUACAGACCAAAAGUACUGAGUGGUGCUGAAGACCUAAUCAGCAAUGUAGAAGUGGUGGUUGGCACAGGUGAACAGUGCCCACCGUUUGAUGAGGGACAUUGUGGAGAUGGCAAGAAAGCAACAGAAGCACAGCUGCUUGGACCCAAAGGAAUUGCAGUUGACAAAAAUGGAUUAAUCUACUUCGUGGAUGGGACCAUGAUCAGGAAAGUGGAUCAAAAUGGAAUAAUAUCUACCUUGUUGGGCAGUCAUGACUUGACAUCUGCCCAACCUUUGACCUGUGAUGCAACUAUGCACAUAACACAGGUUCGUUUGGAAUGGCCAACAGAUCUUGCCAUCAAUCCGUUUGAUAACUCCAUCUACGUCCUGGACAACAAUGUGGUGCUUCAGAUUACUGAGAAUCAGCAGGUCCGUAUUGUGGCAGGGCGUCCCAUGCACUGCCAAAUACCCGGUAUAGAAUACUCAUUGGGAAAACAAGCUAUACAGACCAUGUUGGAGGGUGUUACAGCCAUUGCAUUGUCCUACAGCGGAGUCCUCUUCAUUGCAGAAACAGAUGAGAAGAAAACACACCGUAUUCGUCAGGUGUCAACGGAUGGUGAAAUUACUCAUCUGGCUGGUGCACCAGCUGACUGUGACUGCAAGAACGAUGCUAACUGUGACUGUUACCAAAUGGGAGAUGGUUAUGCCAAAGACAGCCGUCUUAACUGUCCGUCUUCUUUGGUCGUUUCCCCUGAUGGGACUUUGUACGUUGCUGACCUAGGAAACAUCCGUAUUCGGGCAAUCCAACAAAACAAGCCAACUGGUUCAUUGGCCUCACUCCGUGACUCCUAUGAAGUUGCAUCUCCAUCUUCUCAAGAGCUCUAUGUGUUUGACUCUAAUGGCACGCACCAGUUCACCCUGUCACUUGUAACGGGUGACUAUAAAUAUAAUUUUACCUACAGCAAUGAAAAGGAUGUUACUGCAGUUACGGACAGCAGUGGAAACACGCUUCGUAUCCGCAGAGACACUAACAGGCUUCCAGUGCGUGUAGUUGCUCCAAAUAAUCAAGUCAUCUGGUUGACAGUCGGAACAAAUGGUUGCCUGAAGUCUCUUAGUGCUCAUGGUCAAGAGCUGGUCUUCUACACCUGCCACGGCAACACUGGCUUACUGGCCACAAAGAGCACCAAAAUAGGCUGGACAACUUUCUAUGAUUAUGACAACGAUGGCCGUCUUACAAAUGUGACCUUCCCCACGGGUGUGGUAACGAAUCUACAUGGUGACAUGUCUUCAGGGACUGUUACUGUGGACAUUGAGACAUCAAUGAGAGAUGACAAUGUUUAUAUAACAACCAACCUGUCAUCCAUCGACGCUUUCUACACUCUGGUACAAGACCAGCUUCGAAAUAGCUAUCGGAUUGGAAAAGACCAGUCACUGCGAGUUAUUUAUGCGAAUGGGAUGGACACACACUUUCAGACGGAGCCACAUAUACUAGCAGGUGCAGCAAGCCCAACAGUUGCACGACGCAACAUGUCUCUACCUGGGGAGAAUGGUCAAAACUUGGUGGAGUGGCGGUUCCGCAAGGAACAGGCCAGGGGCAAAGUCAGUGUCUAUGGAAGAAAGCUCAGGGUGAACGGCAGAAACAUUUUGUCAGUGGAUUAUGAUCGGACCCUUAGGACAGAGAAAAUUUAUGAUGAUCACCGGAAGUUUCUGCUCAAGAUCAUAUAUGACACACAAGGCCACCCGAUCCUCUGGGUACCCAGCAGUAAACUACUUUCUAUAAACCUGACAUACUCCAGCAUGGGUCAGGUGACAAGCCUGCAGAGGGGUCCAACAACGGAAAAAUGGGAGUACGACAGUCAGGGAAGGAUUAUCUCCAGAGUGUUUGCCGAUGGAAUGAUGUGGAGCUAUACUCACCAGGAUAAGUCAACAGUGUUGCUACUGCAAAGCCAGAACCAAUACAUAUUUAAUUACGGCUCAGGGCAUCGCCUCGCUGCUGUCACAAUGCCCAAUGUGGCUCGACAUGUCAUGCAGACAAUACGUUCCAUUGGAUACUACCGGAACAUCUACACUCCACCAGAGAGCAACGCAUCAGUGACGGUUGAUUUUUCUGAAGAUGGACAGCUCCUCAGGGUUGUACAUCUAGGAACUGGCCGUUGCAUCUUGUACAAAUACCGCAAACAGAACAAGCUUGCAGAAAUCCUUUAUGACUCAACCCGUGUUAGUUUCACGUAUGAUGAAUCUGCUGGCGUUCUGAAGACUGUCAACUUGCAGAGCGAAGGCUUCAUUUGCUCAAUUCGCUAUCGGCACAUAGGCCCCCUGGUGGAUCGGCAGAUAUUUCGCUUCAGUGAGGACGGGAUGGUGAAUGCCCGCUUUGACUACACUUAUGACAACAACUUCAGAGUUACAAGCAUGCAGGCAGUGAUAAAUGAGACGCCGCUCCCUAUUGAUCUCUACCAAUUUGAUGAUAUAUCGGGCAAGGUAGAGCAGUUUGGGAAAUUUGGAGUCAUCUAUUACGACAUCAAUCAGAUCAUCUCUACAGCAGCGAUGACAUACACCAAACACUUUGACCAGCAUGGUCGCAUCAAGGAGAUUCAGUAUGAAAUCUUUAGAUCUCUAAUGUACUGGAUCACCAUUCAGUAUGAUAACAUGGGCCGUGUCACCAAGCGGGAAAUCAAGAUUGGACCCUUUGCCAAUACCACCAAAUAUGGUUAUGAAUAUGAUGUUGAUGGACAGCUCCAGACGGUCUCCCUAAAUGAAAAGAUGAUGUGGAGGUAUAACUAUGAUCUAAAUGGAAACCUACACCUCUUCAACCCAGGGAUCAGUGGUCGUCUCACCCCUCUCCGCUACGACCUAAGAGACAGAAUAACCCGCCUGGGAGAUGUUCAGUACAAACUGGAUGAGGAUGGCUUUCUCAGACAAAGAGGGGCUGAAAUAUUUGAGUAUAAUUCCAAAGGUCUCUUGGUUAGAGUCUACAGUAAAGCUGCCAGUUGGACCAUUCAAUACCGGUAUGACGGUUUAAGCAGGCGAGUUGCAUCUCGAAACAGCUUAGGUCAGCACCUGCAGUUCUUCUACGCUGACCUCAACUACCCCACCAGGAUCACUCACAUCUACAAUCACUCCAGCACGGAAAUAACCACUCUCUACUAUGACUUGCAGGGUCACAUGUUUGCCAUGGAGAUCAGCAGCGGAAAUGAGUUUUAUAUUGCGUGUGACAACACUGGAACCCCCCUGGCAGUCUUUAACAACAAUGGAUUGCUGCUUAAACAGGUGCAAUACACAUCGUACGGUGAGGUGUAUUUUGAUUCCAAUCCAGACUUUGUGCUGGUGAUUGGUUUCCACGGUGGGUUAUAUGAUCCACUGUCAAGACUGCUACAUUUUGGCGACAGAGACUAUGAUAUACCUGCUGGCAGAUGGACAACUCCAGACAUCAGCACAUGGACACGGGUGGGAAAAGAUCCGCAUCCAUUUAACCUGUACAUGUUUCGAGGGAACAAUCCAAUCAGCAAAGUACAUCAGGUCAAAGAGUAUCUAACAGAUAUUAACAUCUGGUUGGUAACAUUUGGAUUCCAUCUCCACAACGCUAUCCCAGGAUUCCCAGUUCCUCAAUAUGAUCCAAGUAGACCUCCGCUAGAGAUGAGAAAGAGCCAGCUUUGGGAUGAUCUUCCAUCUAUCUCGGGCGUCCAGCAGGAAGUGACCAGUCAAUCUCGUGCUUUUCUGUCAUUCGAACGAAUCGCACCGCUUCACUCAGGUUGCCAUCAUUCGGAUGAUGACAAACCUUGGCUGUGGUUCGCCGUUGUCAAGUCUCUCAUUGGCAAGGGGGUAAUGCUAGCUGUCAUCCAGGGCCGAGUUGUGACCAAUUCCUUGAAUGUGGCUAAUGAGGACUGCAUCAAAGUAGCUUCUGUCUUGAACAACGCUUUUUACCUGGAAGAUCUACAUUUCACUGUCGAGGGCAGGGACACCCACUACUUCAUCAAGACAAGUCUGCCUGACAGUGAUCUAAGCACGCUGCACCUCACCUCUGGUAGGCGCUCACUGGAAAAUGGCAUCAACAUAACAGUGUCUCAGUCCACAACAGUGAUGAAUGGCAGAACCCGGCGCUUUGCUGAUGUUGAAAUGCAGUAUGGUUCUCUGUCGCUUCACAUCCGGUAUGGAACUACACUAGAUGAGGAGAAAGCACGGAUACUGGAGCAUGCAAGGCAAAGGGUUCUAUCCCAUGCAUGGGGUCGUGAGCUGCAAAGAGUAAGGGAUGGAGAGGAGGGCGCUCGCCUGUGGACAGAGGGAGAAAAGAGGCAGCUGCUUAGCAGUGGAAAAGUUUUGGGGUACGAUGGCUACUAUGUCUUGUCUGUUGAGCAGUAUCCUGAGUUUGCAGAUAAUGUGAACAAUAUCCAAUUUCUUCGGCAGAGUGAGAUUGGGAAGAGAUAACAUAGAGGAAUCCCUUAGACUUUGACUGUCAGGAAAGCAUUCUUACCUACUUUAAACACAGAUGACUUCCAGUGCCACCUUUAACACCCUGACACACUGGAGCUGGGAUGUAUGAUUUGGGUUUUGAAAUGUAUGUGUAUCUGCCCUCCGGCUCUGUUUCUCUUUUCUAUCCAAUUAUUUCUGUCUAUUUUUUCUCUGUCCUUUGCCCAGGCAUCUGCAAAUGUGCUUAUCCUUUGUGGGCUAAACAAAUGAGAGUUAUAUAUCAAGUGUUACUGUGAAACAGCCUGCGUCUCCACCCUGGUACUUGAACUCAACUCAGGCUUGAAGUUAUUAGAAGGUGCCCAGCAUACAGCUAACCAUCCAACUUUGCCUGAGUGGAACCCAGACAACAGUUGAGGUUCCAAAUGUAAUCAGACUCGUUGUUGGGUCCUCAUAACAGGGGCUGACACAAACUUUUUUUUUUUUUAUUUGUACACAGAACAAUGUCACAAAGACAGAAUAGUUUUCCUAUUGAAAAUGCAUCUGCUUUGAAGUGAAUUGUGCUUUGAAUGAACAGAAGACACCAUGAAUCAUCCCACUCUCGAUGCCGUUUCCACAGUGCCCAAGACACGGGGACUAUCUGUUCACUUUCAAGUUGAUUACAUUCGCUUUUUAAUCGUUGUUCUCUUAGUCAGCCUGUCCUUUUCUUGGCAACAUGUACGGUAGCUUUGUGUGGGUGUGUGCAUGCCCGUGUGUCAAUGUGUAUGUAUGUGUGUACACAUCUGUGUGUCAAAUAGGACACCAUAUUUCUGCCACACGUAGUAAGUAUAGUGUUUUCUCAUUCGUUGGUGGUAGGCUUGCUUGCAGUAGACACAUGGCAUUUUUGUAUUGGGAAUUUAACGUUCCUUCUCAAUGUUUCUGCUCAUUUUACUUGAAGCAAAAGUGACAUCUGAGUUAUUGAGCAGGCGUCAGUGUCAAAUUAUGUUACUUGAUAUACUUCUUUUCUUUUAGUGGAAUUGUGUAAUGGCUAAUGGGAAAUGAAUCUGUGCAGAACUACUAAUGAGUCAGUUAACAUAGGGAAGUUUUAAAACAAUCUUCAUGGAUCUGUUUUCUUUGAAAGCUUGAAAAUGUCACUUAUCCAACCAGCACUAUCCAUGAUGGUUAUUUAUGUAUAUUGUUUUUUAAAAAAUAAAUUCCCAAAGUUUUUUUUGUCCAAUGACCUCAGUAUGUAAUGGACAAGAAUGUUUAAUUUUUUCAACUUUUGUGUCACCACUCUGUCACCCAUCUUCCAAUGUGGGUCACAUCUUGAGGAAGAAAAUAUUGAAAUAUAUGUACUGAAAUAUGAAAUAUGAGAGAUGCAUUAAAUAAGAAGCACAACCUGUGAGCUGCACCCCUUGUCAAUAUCAAACCCUCCAGACUGCUUGAACUUGUUGAUAUGGAUUUCCUUUCAACAGAAACAGGACAGCACGAUUCACACGGCAAUCCUGUCAAACCACUAACAGAUGCACACAACUGCACAAGAAACACUGGUCACUGGUUACUCACCAUACGAGUUGAUGUUCAACCGACAACCGUGUCUGCUGGUUGACUGAGCCAGUGUAGGGGAGAAAUGGAAUACAUGUACCAACGUAUUUUGAAUACAAAUUCUGAGUGAUUGUAGAUUGGAGAUAUGUGGUCUGAAAUUAUUUCGAAAUUUGAAACCAUCAUUGCGGAGACUGUUAAAAGAGAAGUCAAGUCAGCUGUGAAAUCUUUUGAGGAGAAGCUCAUGACACAAAAGAGCACUGUCGACGAACUGGAGAGGUGUGCUAAUGAGCAUGAUAACAAGCUGGCGGAGCUACAGGCUAAGGUGACUUCAUUGACAGACAACGUCGAAUCACUGAGAAAGACAUGUGAGGACUUGGAGGCGCGCUCCAGGUGGAGCAAUAUCAGACUCAUUGGAUUGCCUGAAGGGACAGAAGGACCUCGCCCGACUGAUUUCAUCGCCAGUCUACUACAGGAGUUGCUUAGGCUGGAGACGGAGCUGCUUUUAGACCGGGCUCACCGCACGUUGCGUGCCAAGCCGAAACAUGACGAACCUCCUCGCCCGCUUAUUGUUCGGAUGAACCGAUUCCAAGACAGGAAUCUGAUUCUACAAAGUGCAAGUAAAGCUUCACCUUUGAUGUACAGAGAGAAGAGGAUCCAUA